AUGAACUGUUUUAGUAUGUGAACGAUAUUUUCAGAUUUAUGUUAUUUUUCUUUUUUUCUAUUCAAUAAUAGGCAUGUUCCAUAUCGUUUCUUUUUUGGAAACAAAUGAGGUGGAAGUGGUGCCCAGCUGUUGGGUAGAUGGUGACCAAUGUGUCUGGCCACGCCUAAGAGGGGAGAGCCUCACAAAGGCUGUGAAACUUGCAACGAAACCCAAGAAAGAGUGGAAAAUCUUUCAAGUAAAGGUUCUCUACACAACAGACAACUAUGAUGAUGCCAGGAAAAAGCUCCCUGAAGCAGAACUCUUCUCUGACAUUCAAUCUGAUACAGAGAGUGGGGCUAAAAAACCCAGACGAAUUAUGAAGAGCUAUAGACUUCAAAACUUUAGACUUUUGAGUGACAGUGAUGAUGAUGAUAAUGAAGGGCAAAAUUUGAAAGGCCUGGAACCACCGCCUCGUAUUAAGCCCCCAGCAAGUCAAACAUUUAGUCAGUCAACUAAAAGCCCCUCUUCAGCAAGACAGCAGCCCUCUCUCUGCCAGACAGCUAGUCAGCUACCAGUGAUUGACCAAUUUCCUUUAUACCAACCAGCAUGGAGCCAACGACCUCUCCAACAGCCAGCAAAUCAGCCACCAUCAAGUGACCAAUCCCCGUUCUACAAGCCACCUACCACUAGCAAGUGA
Molecule: messenger RNA, 676 nt
Organism: Pimephales promelas (fathead minnow)
Lineage: Eukaryota; Metazoa; Chordata; Actinopteri; Cypriniformes; Leuciscidae
Source: RefSeq, a predicted model, not a curated record